Messenger RNA from Ustilago hordei, 1833 nucleotides. RefSeq lists its product as uncharacterized. Lineage: Eukaryota; Fungi; Basidiomycota; Ustilaginomycetes; Ustilaginales; Ustilaginaceae. Gene Ontology annotation, cellular component: membrane. Bases 1 to 1833 code for a protein of 610 amino acids. Gene Ontology annotation, biological process: transmembrane transport. Gene Ontology annotation, molecular function: transmembrane transporter activity. The transcript has a single exon. The record is from RefSeq and is a predicted model, not a curated record.
AUGGAGGACAACGGAAACGGUUCUUCGUACUCGCACGACAUCAAAGGCUCGCCCUCCUCUUCGGGCAUCGUUCAUGAUGCUCAACACCAGCACCAUCAAGUGCCUGCUCCCUUGAGCUCGAUACUUCCCGGCGCUGCUGCUGAUGACAACAAUGCAAAGGGUAAAGGGAAGAGCCCCGGCCGGGGUGCAGGAAAGAUGCACUUGUCCAAGAGCUUCAUUCAACAAGCCGACGCCGAGUUGCUCGCCACCUUGGGUUACAGACAGGAAUUCAAACGAGAGUUCUCUUCGCUCGAAGUCUUCGGUAUUGCAUUCUCGAUCAUGGGUGUGGCGCCUUCCAUUGCAUCGACACUGAUCUACUCGCUGCCCAGCGGUGGACCCGUCAGCAUGGUGUGGGGUUGGCUUGUGGGUUGCUUCUUCAUUUCCCUUACAGGCUUAGCACUGGGCGAUCUGUCCAGUUCUAUGCCGACCUCGGGUGGUCUGUACUACUGGACCUAUGUGCUUUCGGGCAAGAAGUAUCGCAAGUUUCUCUGCUGGACAGUAGGCUAUGCGAACACUCUGUCAACAACCUCGGCAGUGGCCAGUAUCGACUGGUCCGUCGCGAUUAUGAUUCUCGCCGCCGCUUCGGUUUGGUCUGACGGAAGAUACGUUCCGACUGACGGUCAAACCUAUGGCGUCUAUCUAGGAGUGCUCUUAUUGCAUGCUAUCCUUACAUCAAUUGGCACGCGUGCACUGGCACGCCUUCAAACAGUCGCCACCGUCCUCUGUGCCGGCCUCGCCGUCGCGAUUUGCAUCGUGCUCGGCACCACCACACCUUCGGAAUACCGCAAUACUGCCUCCUACGCUUUCGCCGGCUGGUACAACGAGACUGGUUGGUCGAAUGUUCCGGCGUUUCUGCUCGCAUUUUUGACGAGUUCAUGGACGAUAGCCUCGUAUGAUUCUUGUGUCCACAUUUCGGAGGAAGCAAGUAAUGCAGCCAAGGCGGUACCCAUGGGAAUCUUUUUCAGCAUCGUUUCCUCCUCAAUCCUCGGUUUCGGCAUCAUGAUCGCUCUCGCUUUUAACAUGGGAACUGACCUGGCAGCCGUAGUUAACUCAGAGUACGGACAGCCCAUGGCCACCAUCAUCUUGAACUCGUGCGGCAAAACCGGAUUUAUGGUCAUCUGGGUCUUCAUGAUCAUUGUCAACUUCAUGAUGGGAGCAAGUAUGAACCUGGCUUCGUCACGACAGAUUUUCGCUUUCAGCCGUGACGGUGCUCUUCCCUUUAGCAACUGGGUUUACAGAAUCAACAGCUACACGCUCACCCCUGUCAACAGCGCAUGGUGGUCCAGCGCUUGUUCCGCUAUCUACUGCUUGCUCGGCCUGAUCAACUCGGUGGCAGUCGGAGCCGUAUUCUCGCUCUCUGUCAUCGGCGCUUCAAUCGCGUAUGUCAUCCCUAUCCUAGCUCGUCUCAUGGCACCUGAUGACCGCUUCACGCCAGGCGUUUGGUAUCUCGGCGACUUCUGGUCCAAGACUGUAGCUUGGCUUAGCGCGAUCUGGCUCAUCUUUAUCAGCAUCAUCGUUUGCAUGCCUUCGUACGUCCCUGUGACUGCUGCGGCAGAUAUGAACUACGCUUGCGUCGUCACAGCUGCCACUUUCAUCUUCAGCACAGGCUGGUACUACUUCCCCAAGUACGGAGGUGUGCAUUGGUUCUCGGGUCCCAAAUCAAACAUCGAUGACGAGGAGGUUGUUGCUCACGAGGUCGCUCAUCAGCUACAGAACGAGGAAGAUGUUAAGAAGGCAAAGACACAACAGGAGGAGUUGAAUCAGACGAUUCGAGUGGAUGAAUUCAAAGAGUAG